UGGCUCUGAUCAUGUGAUUUACUGGCCCAAAAGAAGUCACCUUGUCAAAGUAUCAACACAAGAUUCUUCAACAAAUCAAUAAUGAAUAGCACCGGUGUCCGGGGCCUCCUAACCAACACAGGGGCCCGACUGACUAGCCAGUUCACAAGACACAUCCAGAGUGGUUCUCCUGCACAGGGUCAUGGAGGUGGGGCACGCACCUGGAAGAUCUUGGCGUUUGUAGUGGCGUUACCUGGCGUGGGGAUUUGUAUGCUCAACGCCUGGCUCAAACAACAAAAUCACCCCCACAAGUCCCCAGAGUUUGUAGCCUAUGACCACCUGCGAAUACGCUCCAAGCCGUUCCCGUGGGGUGAUGGAAAUCACAGUCUGUUCCACAAUCCUCAUAGCAACGCACUACCCAAAGGCUACGAACUCCACAAUGAGAAACAUUAACUGAGCCCAUCAAUAAAUAUAAUUAUUACAUGGCAA
Molecule: messenger RNA, 468 nt
Organism: Pelobates fuscus (common spadefoot toad)
Lineage: Eukaryota; Metazoa; Chordata; Amphibia; Anura; Pelobatidae
Product: cytochrome c oxidase subunit 6A, mitochondrial-like
Exons: 3
Coding region: 82-432 (116 amino acids)
Biological process (GO): mitochondrial electron transport, cytochrome c to oxygen
Cellular component (GO): mitochondrial inner membrane
Molecular function (GO): enzyme regulator activity
Source: RefSeq, a predicted model, not a curated record